AUGUUUGCUGCAGCAGCAGGGGGAUCAGAUUCCACCUCUAACACCAACACAGCCACCACCGCUGCCGGAAGCCAAUACUUGACGCCGCCGAUAUCUGGGACAAGCAUCUCGAGUUCGUAUCACCCCCAGUACGGCUACGCAUCCAACAGUUGUUGGUUUGACGCUCCAGCAGCCUACGACCAGAACUCUUCGACGAUAAUUGCCUACACCGAUGAGCAGAUCAACUGUAUUUGCGACGUCCUCCAACAAUCAGGAGAUUACGCACGGCUCAAACAAUUUAUCGAUUCUAUCGGAGAUUUGGGUGCGACCAAUGAGAGUGUCCUCUGCGCGAAAGCAACCCUAGCCUUCAGUGAGGGCAGAUUCGUGGACUUGUACGCGAUUCUCGAGGGCCACACAUUCUCGCCAGCUUGGCACCAACGCCUCCAGAACCUGUGGCUGCAGGCUCACUACACGGAGGAGGAGCGAGUCAAGGGGAGACCUCUUGGUGCGGUGGCCAAGUACAGGGUGCGCCGCAAGUUCCCUCUGCCACGGACCAUCUGGGACGGGGAGGAAACAAGUUAUUGCUUUAAGGAGAAGUCGAGAGCCAUCCUAAGGGACUGGUACACCCACAGGAACGCCUACCCCUCACCGCGAGAGAAACGCGAGCUCUCAGAACUCACCGGCCUGACCACCACGCAGGUCUCCAACUGGUUCAAAAAUCGACGACAACGAGACCGGGCCUCGGAGACACAAACUAGUGGAAACACUUUUAGCCCGCCGGCCAUUCCAUCAGGAGAGGAGCGAGAAAAUGAUGACGAAGAAGGGAGCCUCUCGUCAAUGAAGGACGUGCCGGUGGUGCCACAAGAUACGUCCCAGCUCUACUACCGACCGUCUUCGCCUCUACAGCCAACAAGCAGUGCCAGCCAAUGCGCGCCAACCUGGCAACCAUCGAAGCUGCUGGCGUCGGGUUACUGGUCGCCUACCGCGCCGCCGCCGCCAGUCGUUGACAUGUUCUUCCGGCCAGCUUUUCGACAGCCGCAACCGCCGCCACCACCACCACCAUCGCAACCGCCCUUCCCACCGACACCUUCCGCGUGGUCUUACGAAGAGACCUGUCAGUAUAAUCCGCCCUACCAACCUGAUCUGUACGCGGACCCAAACCUCUACGUGCAGCCAGCAGCAGGAGGAGGAGGGACAAACUGGGAACAGGCAUGCGACACGAGGACGGAAGACGUGGUGGUUUCGGGGCGGUUUCAACUCCAACUAGAGGUCCAGGCUCGAAUCCGGAGGGGGGAGACAGGAGGCGGGUUUUUCGUUCCCCAUAAGGAGGGAACGGGCUACCACCCGAACGGACCCUCCUACGGAGCUUCCUACGGUAGAAUGGCUCAUCAACAACAACCCAACACCAUUUCCCCCUCCCCAUCUUCAUAUAUCGAUUCGCAGUACCGACAGGAGGAAGGGCAGUACGUAGGCAACUGA
This is a messenger RNA of Mesocestoides corti, 1458 nucleotides long. NCBI's taxonomy places the organism in Eukaryota, Metazoa, Platyhelminthes, Cestoda, Cyclophyllidea, Mesocestoididae. The record is from the annotation of a GenBank genome assembly.